This is a messenger RNA of Selaginella moellendorffii, 1850 nucleotides long. Its product is annotated as cytochrome B5-like protein. The record is from RefSeq and is a predicted model, not a curated record. The coding region runs from base 39 to 407 and encodes 122 amino acids. Gene Ontology annotation, molecular function: heme binding. The transcript is spliced from 10 exons. Gene Ontology annotation, cellular component: membrane; intracellular membrane-bounded organelle. Lineage: Eukaryota; Viridiplantae; Streptophyta; Lycopodiopsida; Selaginellales; Selaginellaceae.
AUUAGGGCUCUUCAUGUCCCUAAAAUUAGGGCUCUUGGAUGGAGUUCGGGAUGCUUCCGGCUCUCGGGCUAAUCUUGCUGCUUCCGCUCGUCUUCUUCUACCUGUCGUCAAGAAGAGCGAAAUCGCGAUCGAAUAGCGCAAAUCUGGGCAAUGCAGAUGGAUCAAAGGGACGCAAGUCUUACACGCUCGCCGAAGUGAGCAAGCACAAAUCCAGGGACGAUUGCUGGAUCAUUGUCAAGAACAAGGUUUACGAUGUGACUUCGUACGUGGAGGAGCAUCCGGGAGGCGAUAGCAUUCUAAACAACGCUGGUGGUCAUUCCACCGAAGGAUUUUUCGGACCGCAACAUGUAACGAGAGUUUUCCAGAUGAUCGAUGAUUUUUGCAUUGGCGAACUUGAAUCGUCAUAGGAGCGAUGUAGUUUUUCUUUUUCAUGCUAGUCCACAGGUUCGAACACCAGACUGGAAAGAGGAUAUCCUUUGGGUGUGAAGGGGAUAUUCUUUUGGUGUAGUGUGAUCUCCAUAUUCGAACACGAGACUGGCGGCCAAAGAGGAUAUUCGUUGGGUGAUCAUACAGGCAACUGGAAUGUGGAAGCGGUGAUUGUGUGACGCACGCUCCUCCUCGAAAUUUCAGCGCGCUAGGGUGUAAUGAUGCGCUGCGCUGUGCCGAUCCUCUAGAAAUCUGGCCGGAUUUCGGCGCCGAUCGCUCGAGGUUUGCUCGAAAUCCAUCCUGUUUCCUGCGGCAUUCUUCUUGAUUUGUGGGAAUUCUCGGCGUGCUCGUUGAUUCAAGGCGAUCGCCAUGGGAAUCUGCCACAUUCCCGAGAAAUCGAGGCAGCUCCUGGAUUUCCUUCGCAAGAACCGGAUAUUUCUCGCGAUCGGCGUCAUCGGCUUGGUCUUUUGCAUCGCGCUCUUCACCCGCCCGUGGGAUGCGAGCGCGCAUCGCCAGGAUCGAGUGAGCCACGCCUUUAGCUUCAACCAUGGCGCCGAUCGAGGUAAAGUGCCGCUCCAAAAUUCUCUCGCGGAUCGUCCACCGAUGAUAAAGACAAGGCGUUUGUUGCUGGCCAUGGAUGGCGACAGCGAUGCUCAUCUCGACUGGGUAUGAGUUCUUCGCAGCGCUGUGUAUAGAGCUUGGUUUACGAGAGAUUGCUCUCCAAGUCAUUCAUGUGAGUGGUCCCUUUGGUUUUCUAGCUUUCUCUUGUUAUAUCAAAACCAGUUUGAUGUUUCGAAGUCCCGGAAAGUUCUCAAACACUUUUCAAACUCUUCCUGGGAUCGGGAUCUCGUUCCGCGAUAACUUCGUCGGGUGAUUUUCGUUUUUCCUGGCAGGAAAAUCCGUGCGAGUUGUUUAGUCAGGUCAAUAAAAACUGGUGGUGAGGUACGGAUAAUGGUAAAUGUCUAUCCUCUUCGAUCUUUACCGAUCUGUAGACCAGAUUUCGUUGCUACGAGGUAAACGUCAGAAGUUACUCGUUGAGAGCGUGAAACUCGUUUCUACCCACCGGCCCUCGUGGUUGCAUAACCCGCGAUCUGGAGACCGAUGAAGAGGAGCCUACAUUUUUCUCUCUCUCAAGAAUGAUCAAGGUCUCACUCAGACAGUCAUGGGUGGUGGUAGCGGCGCCGCUAUUUGUUCUUCCCAAUCUAAGAUGAUAGUGGGCCUGGAUUUUGGACUACAUUUUCAGAGACGAUCGGAGAUUGAUCAAGAGGAGAACAAGAGAGACUUCUACAAGAAAGAGACGGGCUCCCUUCCUCAAAACAACGUGAUUUUGCAGGUAAACGCUUGGGAAGUCCUGUUUUAACUUUUACAAGUUCAAAACCACGGUAAUUGUCGGUUUCAAAGUGUAACUCGCAAUUUUUCCCGGA